GGCCAGCAAAGCGAAAGGGAAAUCCGAGGCCAAGGGCGGCUUCAGGCCGCGGCCCGCUCUCCAUGAUCCUGCGGCCGUGCGCCCUCCUGUUCCUGCUUCCCUUUCUCGGGGAUGGCUCCCGCCCCGAAUCUGCCACAGCAAAUCUCUCCCUCCUCCUUCUCAAUCCCAAGGGGAGCGAGUGGAAGAAGGAAGCCGCCCUGCGGGAAACCAUUAAGAGAAUUAAGCAUUGGAAUUCAUUAUCAUUCGGUGACAAUAUUACUGCUUUGUAUGGAAUAAAUCAGUUUUCUCACUUAUUUCCUGAAGAAUUUAAAGCUAUUUACCUACAAAGUAGACCUUCUAAAGUUCCCAGAUACGUUCCUCAAGUUACAUUACAGGGAACAGAUUCACCUUUGCCAGCAAAGUUUGAUUGGAGGGACAAGAAUGUUGUUACCGAAGUGAGAUAUCAAGGAGAGUGUGGCGCCUGUUGGGCUUUCAGUGUUGUUAGUGGAAUAGAAUCUGCUUAUGCAAUUAAAAGAAAUGUUUUGGAAGAACUCAGUGUACAGCAAGUCAUUGACUGUUCAUACAAUAAUUAUGGUUGCAGUGGUGGUUCAAUCAUUAGUGCGCUGAGUUGGCUAAAUCAGACACGUGUGAGACUGGUGAGAGAUUCGAAGUAUUUGUUUAAAGCUCAUACAGAAUUGUGCCAUUACUUCAGACGUUCAGAUUUUGGAAUCUCAAUAACAGAUUACGUUGCAUAUGAUCUAAGCAGCCAGGAAGAUGAAAUGAUGAAGAUGCUGAUUAAAUGGGGUCCUUUGGCAGUAAUUGUAGAUGCACUUAGCUGGCAAGAUUAUCUUGGUGGUAUCAUACAACAUCAUUGUUCUAGUGGGGAACCAAAUCAUGCUGUAGUUAUAACCGGUUUUGAUAGAACAGGUAGCAUUCCCUACUGGAUCGUACGGAACUCCUGGGGACGAACAUGGGGAAUAAAUGGCUAUGCUCAUGUUAAAAUGGGUUCUAAUAUUUGCGGUAUUGCUGAUUCCGUUUCUGCUGUAUUUGUGUGAAAUGGCUGCUAAGGAUCUGUGGCAAAUAUCGCAGGCACUAGUUUAUAACAAUGAAUUUUGUUGUCAAGAGAGGACUGUUGCCAGCAUUCAGACAAUAUCAGUUCUUGGAUCCUGGAAGAAUCAGCCAGCCAGCCCCGCAGAAUUAGGUGUUGUCUUCACAAGAUGCACCACCUGCACUAUUCCUAUCUGCUUAUUCCAAAAGUUUUGAAUUACUGUUUGAUCUACUAGCACAGUAUUUCUCAACCUUGGCAACUUUAAGAUGUGUGGACUUCAGCUCCCAGAAUUCCCAGCCAGCAUGGCUGACUGGAGAAUUCUGGGAGUUGAAGUCAUACAUCUUAAAGUUGCCAAGGUUGAGAAGCACUGUGCUAGCAUAUUGCCUAUGCUGCAGAAUGUAUGAAACAACUUCAAAAAAUACUCUUUCAGAAACUAUGUUUUCUUUGAUACUCUGCUGCUACUGAGAUUUAUUUCCACUCUGGUUUGUGACUUUUUAUAUUCUACUGGAACAUCAUUUGGGGAUUAGAGGCAUAUUCCAAUGUAGUUUUUGCGUCUCUGUUGAUGAAUUUGAUUCUGAACUGAAUAGAACCCUACAAUAAUUAGAAUUGCCAACUUGGCUAAUGGAGGGCGGGGGGUGGAAGUCUUUUGCACAUAUAUAGAGUUUUGAAGUCUUUGCUAUUAAUGGUUGAUCACAGUUGAAAUAGUUCUAAUAGCUUAAUAAUUAGUUUUAAUUAAAUGUCUCAAAAAGUCAUACAAAAAUCUUUCUAUAUAUUCAUUGCAAUAUCAUCUGAUUUUUAACAAUAAAGAUAAAUAGAAAAGAAACUUGCUUUAUUUGCAUCUUAACUUAAAAAGUUGCUACCCAUUAUGAUUUCCUAUUUUGAUUCAGUAAUAAUUGGGAAAGAAAUAGAUAGAAAUCUAUUAUAAUUGCGGGUUAGCUGACUCUUCCUAAAGCAAGGCAAGUCUAUUUCAUCAUCAGUAAAGUUUGAUAAGGCCUCCUAUAACUUGCAUACAUACAUGCUUACCUAGUAAAUUAUUUCCUUUUGAAGUAACGCAGAAAAGUAAGAAACUAUGUUCCAAAGAAAGUAAAGGCACAAGAAACAAAAAUGAUGCACAACUAAAUCUAAUUUACAUGAAACCUUUCCCUAUACCUUUCUAUCUUGCAAUUAUUUUGCUUUGAUUAUAGCCAUACACUCCUUCAUCUAUUGCCUUUUGUUAUUUAAAUUUCUCUGUUUUUGAGGAUCUCAUCAACUGUACCCAACCAUUUUUCUCCAACUUCAACUAUACCCUCCAUCUUUUUUUUGACCAAAUCAUUCUUCCUUCACCCAUUUGUUUUGCAAUUCAGUCUUCAUUCAUUCUCUCUCUGUGAUCAUACUAUCCCAACUUUUUGUACUGGUCACUUACUUUUGUAUUCAGUCCACAUUCACUCAGCGCCCAUUCAUUCUUGAUCUAUCCCUUUUGACCUAUCAUUCUUGACCUAUCCCACAUAAUUCUUAAGUAUCCCAUUUCUAUUCAAAUGUUCUGUUUCUCCUGAUACAAUUAACUUCUAUAUAACAAAAUUGGCACAAGGUUUCUUUAAAAAAAACAUUAAUUCAAAAUUUAAUUUUGCAACAUGCUCAUAACAUUUUCCUUCAAUUCCCCUCUGGCAUAUUGUUGCCAAUCCUGUACAAAUCUCUGAUUUCUUCCAGGUUUUUUUUUUAAUGUAUAGUGCAAUUUUCUU
Molecule: messenger RNA, 2745 nt
Organism: Python bivittatus (Burmese python)
Lineage: Eukaryota; Metazoa; Chordata; Lepidosauria; Squamata; Pythonidae
Gene: CTSO
Product: cathepsin O
Biological process (GO): proteolysis
Molecular function (GO): cysteine-type peptidase activity
Source: RefSeq, a predicted model, not a curated record